This is a messenger RNA of Triticum dicoccoides, 1106 nucleotides long. RefSeq names its product phosphatidylinositol N-acetylglucosaminyltransferase subunit P-like. The record is from RefSeq and is a predicted model, not a curated record. NCBI's taxonomy places the organism in Eukaryota, Viridiplantae, Streptophyta, Magnoliopsida, Poales, Poaceae. Bases 100 to 660 code for a protein of 186 amino acids. The transcript is spliced from 2 exons.
AGGGCCCAUCUGACCUGAGGCCUGAGAUCAAACCCACCGCAGAGCCCAAAUAGCCCGUCGUUCUCUCUGUCACUCUGUCUCGCCUGCUCCUCAGAUCGGAUGGAUCCGUCGGCGUCGGCGUCGCUGGUGGUGCGGAGCCCGCGGCAGACGGUGAGCCUGCUGCGGAGCCGGCGGCCGCAGUUCGGUCGGCCGGAGCGGGAGCGGGGGCGGGAGCGGAACCCGCCUCGGCGGGGGAGGGAGGCGUCGGGGCCCAAGCCGUCGGAGGUGUACGGGUUCGUGGGGUCCAUCACCGUGGUGACGGCGACGGCGGUGUACCUGGCGUGGGCCUACGCGCCGGAGCCGGCCCUCCGGUCGCUGGGCAUCACCUACUACCCCACCAAGUACUGGGCGCUGGCCGUGCCGUCGCUCGCCAUGGUCGCCCUCGCGCUCUCCCUCCUCGCCUACCUCGGCUCCAACUUCGUCGCCACCCCUCCCCCCACCUCCUUCUCCACCAUCUUCGACGAGUACAGCCGCGAACGCCCCGGCGCCGCCGCCGCGGUUCAUGUGGAUGCCGCGACGGCGCAAGGAGAUGAGGAGGAAGAAGAAGCGGAGAGGCCGAUCGAGCCCAUUUCGGACAUCAGCAUCCAUCACAUCAACAACCUCAUGUUUGGUGAUCACUGACGACCCGCUCGCAUCAAAAUUCAGUUCCAUUCCCCGCCGUCGCGACGAUUUUUCUGUAACUAUGAUAGUAGCUGAUAGUGCAGUGGUGCUGUUCUUCUUCUUACAGUGCUUGCUCGCCAAAUUCUGAUAAAGAAAUGUUGUCUUGUCUUGUAAGUAUACUGUGAUUUCUCUAAGUUCUUGAGCUUCUUCUUGAGUCUAUACAUAGCCCAGUGGUGGAUAAAUUAAUUAGUCCCAAAAUGGGGAUUGGAAUUUUAAGUAAGGUGCCAUGGGCAGGGCACAAGCCUCCGACAAUGGCUCCCCUCCGCUCUGCCAUGCCGGCCUCGUCCUUAUUUAGCUUUGCUUUUGCUUGCCUCAUAAUUUUAACAAGUUAUUUUUGGCAAACAAGAAGAGUUCUGAAUCAAUGAAGACAGCGACGACGAUGACGCCUGCUCUCGCCGCCACGGUGC